This is a messenger RNA of Falco peregrinus (peregrine falcon), 2944 nucleotides long. RefSeq names its product CD2 molecule (gene CD2). The record is from RefSeq and is a predicted model, not a curated record. Lineage: Eukaryota; Metazoa; Chordata; Aves; Falconiformes; Falconidae. The transcript is spliced from 5 exons. The coding region runs from base 278 to 1195 and encodes 305 amino acids.
GACAUCAGCGCAGGGACUCCCGGUGCUUCCCUCCCGGUAACAUCCAGAAAAUCCUUCCCUUCAUUUAAAAAGGGGAUUGAAGACAAGUCAGGACUGCAGCAUGACAUUGUCUUGCUCCUCAAGAGAGAGAAAAGAUAAAGCUGCAAAGAUGUUGCCAUUUCCGCCCUUCUUAUCUGUCAGGCAGGCUGAGGUUAGAGACCUGCCUUCUCCUUGUCCAGCGGGGUCUGACGGUGCAGCAGGUUUCUGAUGCUGGUUAGAAAAGGGGAUCCUCAGUGGGAUGGACCAUGCACACGCCAGGAUCUCAUGGGGAGUUCUCGCUGCAGGCUCUGUCACCAGUUGGAUUUACGCGGCAGUGAAUGAGUCGGCUCUUCUCAGCAUCACCGCUGCUGCUGGGAGCGUAUAUGAUGCAACGUGGCUGAAAGACAGCAGAAGGUUGCUCCAGAUAAAAGAUAAGAAAGUGAAGUACUAUGUGAACAGGGACCAGUGCAGGUGUAAGGUGCUCCUAAAUGGGACUUUACAAAUAGAGCAGGUGGUGAAAGAGGACAGUGGAAAGUACAGGGUGACUGUUUAUCAGCAGGAUGGGAAGUUCAAGGCAGAAGAAGAUACAAUAUUCGUCGUUCAGGACCCUGUUCCUCAGCCAAUCCUCAGUGCUGAAUGCAUGAAUAAAACUGCAUCUGUCAAGUGUGAAGUGAAGCCGAAGACUAAAGAUGAAACAUUUAUAAUAGAACUGGCUCACGAUAAAGGCAAAAAAGUCCAAAAUAAUGUCACACGGUUGGAAUUGCACACACGGUAUUCUGGGACGUUCAGAUGUGUUGUUAAGAACCAAGUCAGCGAAAAAAUUGCUGAAAAAGUACUUAAGUGCUCAGGCCAGCUGGACCUUUAUCUCAUCUUAGGCAUAGCAGGAGGUACAGUCGUCUUUGUCACCUUCCUGACUUUGCUUAUUUAUUGUAUCAGGAAGAAGAAAGCAGAACGGCUUGAAGAUGAUGAUGAGGAGCGAAUGAUGCAGGCUCGCCAGGUGGACAGUGAGAUGGUGGUGCGGGAGCUCCCCCAGCCACCGUGCAAUCCCACCCCGAAGCAGCUGCAUGUGCAGCAGCGGCCGCUGCCGCAGCCCUAUGUGCAGCAGCAAGCACUGCCCCCACGGCCCAGGCCCCGCACUCAGCAGCGGACUCCAAACCACCCCAGAGAAAGACCAUGAACAUCUGCCCUGGGAGGGACAGUGGUCUCCCUGCUCCACCAUUCACUGGGAAAAGAAAGUUUCCAAUAGUCAGGAACCCCUCCUGCCCAGCCUUGCGUAACGCUCAGCUAUGAAACGGCAGCUUUCGUUGCAGAAAAUUAGAGAGAGCAUCAAAUGGAGAUGAAGAGACCCAGUGGAGGAGAUUCAAGGUGAUGGGCAUUCAUCCCUGUGGCCAUUUUUCUUCAAGUGUCUCCACGUUAGGGUAUGGAGCAUUGAGCCUUGAAACCUGUGUCUUUCCGUGGUUCACUUGUUUUUACUGCACCUUGUUGUGUCCUCAUGCUUUUUGGAUGGAUUAUAUCAAGAAGAAGCUAAAGCUCUUGCAAGCCUAAGGAUCUUACAAGGUUUUGUCAUGUAUCUUUCCUUUCUUCUGCCACGCAUUAGGACAGCCCCUCUGGCUUCAGCAUCAGAUGCAUGACCUCCAGGAUCAAAAAACAGUUGCAUAUAAUCAAAUGUUUGUCUGAAGUUGAAAGCAUUGGUAUCAUCUAACGCAGAGAAGGAAAUAAUGAAAGGAGAUGUGGCAGCCUUGAAGCAUCUGUGUGGGAAAACACAAGUGGGAAAAGAGUAAACUUUUCACUUUCUCUACCAUGUUUAAAGCUAGGAACCAGGGGCUUAAACUGCAGCAAGGGAGAGCAAGGUCAGGAUCUAUUUAUUAGGUUUUUUUGCAAACAAAUUACUGAAAUAGAUUUCUGGGAGAGUAUUUCCAGCACUGGGGAUUUCAAAGGGCAGAUGAGGCAACGAUCUGUGAGUCAGCCUGACCUGCUGAGGGCCAGGGGAAUGUGCUACGCAGCCUCUCCAAGGACUGUUUCAGUUCGGUUUUCUGUGACUCCUUGCUGGCAAAUAAAAUGGAAUUUUAUUUUCAGCAUAGAUCUGUUCAGCUGUUAGGACAAUUUUUUUAUUGUAGAAGAGGUCCGGUAUCCACUGGCUCACAAAACAAGUGCUACAGAGUGUCGAGCAGUCUGAUUACUCAUGACAUUGUCUGAAUUGUCAUGGCUUUCCAUCAUCGGCCCUCCUGCUGAUGGUGAGGGACCGUGUCCCUUGAUUUUGCUGGUAAGUGCCUCGUGUAUAACCAGGUGACGAUGACAGCUGCUGAGAGAUCUCCCUUCCGGAGGGAGAGGCUGGACUGCAAUACCUGCAUCACCCUCCAUGUGCUGGACAAACGCUGCUCACUCCUCUGGUCCUUGGAGAUGUUCCUAACUGCCUCUAUGGGACGGCUGAGGAGCCGAGAGAGGACAGGCCUUUUUAGAGCAAUGUCUGAAUGGGUACACUUGCACAUCUGGUGUAAGAAGCAGCACAGCUGGAGGAGGAGAGAGCUGCGACAGCCACAGAGCAUGAGACUUCCAGCUAGCGUGUCGCUAGGCAGAAGAAUGUGUAGUACCUCUUUCAGGCUUGGCUAUCCCAGACAUGCCAGGGGAGAAAGAACAGCCAUCCUUCGUUCCUCCUCAGAAAUGUGACUCUUUGUAUCUUCUGGUGCAAGGGCAGGGAAGUAACUGUCGGGGAGGAGGAGGUGUCUGCCUCCUCCGGAGCUCAGUCACUUUGCUUGAAUUUGGAGGCAAAGCCCUGGGAGUGUCACUUGCUCUUGCCGCAGCUUUCUGCAGCUUGUUUUAGGGCUUUCGCUAUUUAAAGUUGCAUUUGGUAAACAUUUCAUGGUUUAUUUUGUAACGUCUGCUAUAUCCCUGUAGUGAACGAAUAAAGAUGAGUGGGUGGAGAGGA